Xyrauchen texanus (razorback sucker) is the source of this 2698-nucleotide messenger RNA. RefSeq names its product angiopoietin-2-like. Gene Ontology annotation, molecular function: receptor tyrosine kinase binding. Gene Ontology annotation, biological process: Tie signaling pathway. The transcript is spliced from 11 exons. The coding region runs from base 933 to 2192 and encodes 419 amino acids. NCBI's taxonomy places the organism in Eukaryota, Metazoa, Chordata, Actinopteri, Cypriniformes, Catostomidae. The record is from RefSeq and is a predicted model, not a curated record.
UACGGCUCUGUAUUGGUGUUAAAUGAUGCUUGAAGUCAUCCCUCUCAAUAAAGGCAAGGUCCUCUUUCUUUGUGACUCCAACCACUGAUGACAGGUGUUCAACGAUUACCAUCAACCUCUCAUAGUCCAAUUCAGGUAGUAGACUCCAAGAUCAAAUAACAGAACUGAGUGAUGUACCAAAACAACAAAGUGCACCUGUUUCUCAUCAAUGAACGGGCACAUGGAAUGGAAGAUCCAGGAGAUCGGCUGCUUCCUCUGGACCUACUCUCAUCACCACCAGAAUCACUGGAGCCGCACAGAACUCUCUCCGCCAGCAGACCACCAGCCUCACUCCAUUCCAAUGCGUACUCUUCUUCCAAUCUCCACUAUUCCCCUGGUCAGCAGAACCUUCCUGAUUCCCGGCGGUAGGUCAUUGGUCCAAGAUGAGUGUGAGGGUCUGGAAUGUGGCACAUGUCCACCUGCAGCAGGCCGUAAUAGGAAAAAGAGCCAGGCUGACUCUCAGAUCAUCCACCAUAUCAGCCCAUACAGAAGGACUGGCUCUCUACUAGGGACAUCAGGCUUCGUCUUCCAUGUAGAAAGCUAAGUCCUCCAUUUUAUUGGCCCUUUUCCUAUUUUAGAACAAGUUAAUCCUGUCACAUAUCGUCUCCAGUUACCAUUGCACUGCAGAAUUGCACCUAUCUUUCACGUAUCUUUACUAAAACCCUACCAUCCUCCACUGUUUCCCUCUCACACAGAGCCCUCAUCACAGAGGUGAUGAAGCCCCUCUGCCACCCCUGGAGGAUGAUCUGGUGUAUUCCGUGUGGGGAAUCCUGGACUCCCGGGGCCAGAUGGGUCGUCUUGAGUACCUGGUCGACUGGGAGGGGUACAGCCCAGAAGAAAGGUCUUGGGUGGCUUGAGAUGACAUCCUGGACCCUCGCUGCUUUCCACCUUCCAUGUGGAUCACCCAGACCACCCAGCUCUGCAUCCACGGCGUUGGGGGCAUUGCUCCUCAGAAGUGGCCCGUGCUGGAGAACUAUAUUCAGGAGAAUGUGCAAUCAGAGAUGGAACGCAGUGUCAUUCACACCCAGACCGCCACUAUGCUGGAGAUAGGAACCAAUCUUCUAAGCCAAUCAGCAGAGAACACACGCAAACUGUCAGAUGUGGAGACACAGGUGCUGAACCAAACCAGUCGCCUGGAGGUCCAGCUGUUGGAACAUUCUCUCACCGCUAACCGGCUGGAGAAGCAGCUCUUAGAACAGACCCAGGAGGUCUCCCACCUCAAUGACAAAAACAGCUACUUGGAACAGCGCUUUGCUGCCAUGGAGGCCAGACACAGCAGAGAGCUGCAGGCCAUCCAACAGGAGAAACAGCAGCUGCUGGAACUACUUGAAAGACAGAGUAACCUGGUCAAUGUGCUGGAGGGAGAUCUGGCCAGCUCCACACGUAACAGCAACCUGCUCCAACACCAGCACGCCACACUCACAGAUACAGUGCAGCAGCUAUUGGCUAUGGUCAGUCACAGUAAUGAUAUUUCUGCUCCUCUUGAGAAGGAGAUGGUGAAGUUCAGAGACUGUGCUGAGAUAUUCAAAUCUGGAGUUACAGAAAGUGGCGUAUAUUACAUUCAUUUUCCUAACUCUACACAAAAAACUAAGGUAUUCUGUGACAUGAAAACAAGAGGAGGAGGCUGGACCGUCUUUCAGCACCGCAAUGACGGAUCAGUAGAUUUUCAUCGUGGCUGGAGGGAUUACAAACUGGGAUUUGGAGAUCCAUCAGUAGAGUACUGGUUAGGAAAUGAUGUUAUCCACCUGCUUACCACAUCUAAAAACUACACUCUCCAGAUCCAUCUCAAAGAUGCAGAGGGACACCAGGCUUAUUCUCAAUAUGACCACUUCUUCAUUGAUGGAGAGGAUAAGAAGUACAGUAUCCAUGCAAGAGGCUUUAGAGGUACAGCAGGACGCACCAGUAGUCUCACCCACACAGGCACCAUGUUUAGCACUAAGGAUCAAGACAAUGACCAGUGCAGCUGCAAGUGUGCUCAGAUGGCCACUGGAGGGUGGUGGUUUGAAGCUUGCGGGCCAUCAAAUCUCAAUGGGGUAUACUAUUCUGGAAACUCCAAUGUGGUACGCUAUAAUAGUAUAAAGUGGUACUACUGGAAAGGACAAAGCUGGAAGGCAUCCAUGACAACUAUGAUGGUACGACCUGUGGACUUCUAAAAGAAGAAACAGAUUGUCAAAAAGUUUUUAUUUUACUUCACUGACAGCCAAAUCAUACAAACAAGCUGGUGACUUCAAUGAAAAUCAUGGACAGAUUGAGCAUUGGACAGCUUGUACCCAUGCUAUUGUAGCCAUUCAAUCUGUCUCCAUUUUUUUUGUAUAGUCUGGUAAAAUUGCACCAGAAAUGUUUUAUCUCCCUGUAUAGUAAAAGUCCUUGCUAUGUAAAAUGCAAUGAACUGGAAUGGUUGAUCAGUGCUCACAUUCAUACAUGAUGGUGAGUUAUGCUUUGAGCCUGAUGUCUGUGUGAUAAAACAGUAAACUAUCAUCCUUCCCCAUCCAGUCCCAUCCAAGCUUCAGUCCUCCCAAGAGUUCUUCUCCCAUUCCAAAGUGCUUGUAAAGGGUUUAAAAGGGAAUACCUCUAUAAACUUGAACAAGAUAUAGAAACGGUUUUAUGUUUUAUAAGCAGACCUUUGAUUAUAAAAUAUAUAUUUCUAAUAAAAACCAGA